AUGUAUCUCAGCUUUAAUCUGUCAACAGACAUUUUUGAUCUUUAUGAUGCUCUUUCUGUGGAUACCACAACAGCUCCCCCGAGAAAGCCAGAAAAUCAGGAGUGUCCAAAUAUUGCCCGAGACCUUGUGUUACUGAUCGAUGGGUCAAGCAGCAUUCGAUCUGUGGAAUUUCUUUCACAGAAAUUAUUUGUCGCACUCUUCAGUAAAACUUUUCUUGAAAAUACUCUGUUCUCCCUCCUGCAGUUUUCCAACAAAAUUCAGGAGCAUUUUGACUUCAGAAGUUUCCAAAAUGACCGAAACCUACACUCCAUCCUACAAGAAGCCCGUCAGCUGCAUGGCUCUUCCCACACGGCCACUGCCAUCCGGAAAGCUGUGGAACAGUUCACCCCUCAGAAAGGCGCUCGCAGCAAUGCCAAGAGGUUCCCGGUGAUUGUGACUGAUGGAGAAAAAACUGGGGAUCCCUUGGACUAUGCAGAGGUUGUCCAGGAGGCUGACAGGGCUCGAAUCACACGCUUUGCUGUUGGGCAUUCUUUAUGUAGCUCAGCUGAAUCCCUUCUUGCUGACCCCGAAACUGUGUCCACGGAUUUGCCUGGAAGUCACCAGGCUCCUUUGAUGGAAGGAGGAGUAGCAGAGAAGUUUGCUUGUAAUCUGGACAGCAUCUCCAUUGCUUCAUUUUCCUCUUUGGCACCAAGUUCUGGGCAUUCUAUCCGACGCAGACGUCCCCCAAGUCCUGAGACUUGUUCCAUUGCCUCCUCAACUAGAACCCUGGUGCCUGAGACUAUUUAUUUACCACCAGCGGGAUACCAGCUUGUGUCUGAAUCAGAGUGGGCUCAGCUCCAAGAACAGGUGCAACAGCAACGUGGAACUCUGGAGGAAAGAGCAAAGGAGAAAGCUAACCUGGAGGAGGCAUUGAGAUGUAGCAAUGAAGAGUGCAGUAAGCAGGUUCAGGUUCUUUUGGCUCAGAUCCAGACAUCAGAGAACCUUCUCCAAAGCCUCCAAGCCACUGUGAGUGAAACGCAGCGGCAGACUCAAGAGCAGAUUGCUGAUUUGGCUGCAUCCCACAAGCGCCUCAGCUACGAAGUGCAGCGUCUCAAUGCCGAGAAUGAAGGGCUGCGGGGGAUGAGUUCCCAGAAUCCUCUCCCAACAGAUGAUGAAACUAGGAGCUUGCCCAGCACGGUGCCGGAGCUGCAAGCCAUGGUGUCCAAGCUGAGACAAGAGUCUGCUUUACAACUUCGGGCUGCAGAGCAUCAGGCUGAGCGCCUGAGAAUUGAAAUUAUAUCCUUGCAGGAGCGGCUGGAUGAAGAAGCAGCAUCUCAGUCAAGUCUGCAGGGGGCGCUGGAGAGAGAGCGGGAAGAAAGAGAGCUUUUGCAAGCCUCUUUGAAUAGUAUUCAGAGUGAGAUGGAAAGGCUGCAGCAAGGUCAAGAAGAGCUGAAUAGAAUUCAGAUGCAGCCUGAUGUGAGAGAAGCCAGUAGACUACCAGGGAGGCCAGAGGCUUAGACUGAGGAUGAGGAAAUUGGGCCUCUGUGUUCCCAUCCCUGACACUCCAGGAACCUCAGGGAAAUCAUGACUUUCCAGGCAC
This is a messenger RNA of Protobothrops mucrosquamatus (brown spotted pit viper), 1579 nucleotides long. RefSeq names its product rab GTPase-binding effector protein 2-like. Gene Ontology annotation, biological process: endocytosis. NCBI's taxonomy places the organism in Eukaryota, Metazoa, Chordata, Lepidosauria, Squamata, Viperidae. The record is from RefSeq and is a predicted model, not a curated record. The transcript has 13 exons. Gene Ontology annotation, molecular function: GTPase activator activity. The coding region runs from base 1 to 1497 and encodes 498 amino acids. Gene Ontology annotation, cellular component: intracellular membrane-bounded organelle.